CACCUGUAUUUCUGUACAGUUAGAUUGCUUCUGAAUAUUUUUCAUGUAUAUGUUGUUCACUGUUUUCCAUUUGUCCGACAGAAGCAAGAAAGCCUGCACAUAGUAGUCUAUUAUAUUACAAGCAUUUUUGACAACUCAAAAUUCUAGAGCAUGGAGAUUGCACAUUGCUCAUUCUUGUAUUGGUGUAGCAUAUUGUUAUGAUUUUUCUGCCAGAUUAAAUGUAUCCAUAAAAAUAUCUUUUUCCUUACUUCAUUCCAGCUUCCAGCCUUCAUAAAUCCUGACAAUAUACAGACUUCUCGUGGAUGUUCCUGACUCCAUAUUAGAGAAAUAGGAUGGGAGGUGAUGGAGCUGUUGCUUACUCCAAAUUCUUCCAUUGAAAACAUCCAAAGAGGACAUCAAACAUCAUCACCUCCCAUCAUAACAUCUUGAGGGGCCUUCUGAUUCUGCACAGCAUCUACCGAUGGCGUACAAGAUGAAAGGGGUUUUCAAGGGCCUCAAGGUCAUCUCUCAGAUCUUCGUGGUUAAGGAGCACCAAAUGGAGAUCGGCUAUCCAACUGACGUGAAGCAUGUUGCGCACAUAGGUUGGGAUAGCCCGACUGGGAGUGCUGCUGCUUCUCCUAGCUGGAUGAAUGACAUGAAGGGGUCGGCUGACUUUUCGUCUUUGAACAAUUUUGGGCCAUCUACAGGAUCGUCCUGGACUUCUCAAGAUUUCGAUCAGCCUCAAGAUAUAUCACCCUUCGGCAUAUAUGUUGAGAAUGCUGGCAAGGAAACAAACCUGCAUCCUGACAUACCAAAGCCGCCCAGGAAGAGCAGAAGGAAGAAGUCCAAGAACAAUUCACCAACGGCUUCCGCGAGAUCAUCAAGGUCAAAGUCCAAAAGCUCGUUUUCAUCAGCUGCUGACACUGUUGGCAACAGCAGCAUGCAAACUGAAGCCCGUACUGUAUAGACUGCCAUUGUACUACCAUUCAUUUCAUAUUCUUAUUUUUUUUAAUAGGAAUACACACGAAUGUUUUAAGUGAUAGUUAAUAUCAAGUUGAUUUGAAAGAUGAUG
This is a messenger RNA of Oryza brachyantha (malo sina), 1051 nucleotides long. RefSeq names its product CRIB domain-containing protein RIC10-like. The transcript is spliced from 5 exons. The record is from RefSeq and is a predicted model, not a curated record. The coding region runs from base 461 to 946 and encodes 161 amino acids. Lineage: Eukaryota; Viridiplantae; Streptophyta; Magnoliopsida; Poales; Poaceae.